Molecule: messenger RNA, 726 nt
Organism: Trichomonas vaginalis G3
Lineage: Eukaryota; Parabasalia; Trichomonadida; Trichomonadidae
Product: zebrafish ch211-108c17.2-related family
Exons: 1
Coding region: 1-726 (241 amino acids)
Source: RefSeq, a predicted model, not a curated record
AUGCCGCGGCGAACAAAAGCAGUUGCAAAGCGUAUAAAGAACUUAGUUCAAAGCGCGAAAAAUAGGGUAGAGCCAUAUGUCGUCAACACUGUUGAAUUUGUGCUAUCUGUAUUAUUGAGCGGCGCUACAUUUUGCCAAUCAGGAUUUCAAUUCAUGCUGAAUAACAUCAAAGUUCCGUCAGAAGCUACAUUUCAUCGAGUCCAAGAAAAGGUUGGUCGUGUUAUCAUAGAAGUUGCCAGAGAAUCUGUUAAUUAUUGGCAAUCUCGAAUGAGAAAAUGUUCGGGACUUUUGUUUGACGGUUCUUGGAGUCAGAGAAGAAAUGCAAUGUUUUGCUAUGUACAAUUUGUAGAAGAGAAACUCAAAAAAAUUGUAGAUUGGGAAGUGAUAUCUAAAUCUUUUAAAAAUUUCAAAGGUAAUUUCAACGGAAAAUCAAAUGAAAUGGAAUUUGAAGGCUUAAAAAGAAUGCUGAAGCGUUGGAAUAAUGAAAAACGUGUAAAUUUUUUGUGCAUGAUGGCGAUGUCAAAAUUGUUUCUACAAUCAAAAAUACGUUCAAAGGUAUCAGAGAAUACAGAGAUCCCGGACAUUUUCUUAACAAUAUACAGAAAAAGCUCAAACUGCCAGAAUUCAGAAUCUUAUCUAGCAUUUCAAAGAAUUUAUUGCGUUGGCUUAGGCAACUUCUCAAUGACACACAUAUGUCAAUUAAAACAAAGAAGUUUUUAUGGUUGA